Messenger RNA from Gavia stellata (red-throated loon), 867 nucleotides. Its product is annotated as histone H2A-IV. Bases 1 to 390 code for a protein of 129 amino acids. Lineage: Eukaryota; Metazoa; Chordata; Aves; Gaviiformes; Gaviidae. Gene Ontology annotation, molecular function: DNA binding; protein heterodimerization activity; structural constituent of chromatin. The transcript has a single exon. Gene Ontology annotation, cellular component: nucleosome. The record is from RefSeq and is a predicted model, not a curated record.
AUGUCCGGCCGCGGGAAGCAGGGCGGGAAGGCGCGGGCCAAGGCCAAGUCGCGCUCGUCGCGGGCCGGGCUGCAGUUCCCCGUGGGCCGCGUGCACCGGCUGCUGCGCAAGGGCAACUACGCGGAGCGGGUGGGCGCCGGCGCCCCGGUGUACCUGGCGGCCGUGCUGGAGUACCUGACGGCCGAGAUCCUGGAGCUGGCGGGCAACGCGGCCCGCGACAACAAGAAGACGCGCAUCAUCCCCCGCCACCUGCAGCUGGCCAUCCGCAACGACGAGGAGCUCAACAAGCUGCUGGGCAAGGUGACCAUCGCGCAGGGCGGGGUGCUGCCCAACAUCCAGGCCGUGCUGCUGCCCAAGAAGACCGACAGCCACAAGGCUAAAGCCAAGUGAUCACAUCUAAGACUAAUCAGGAAACAAAACAAGAUAAAAGGCUCUUUUCAGAGCCGCCCACAACAGUCAUAAAGGGUUGAAACAGCAAAGAGCAACUCAGUUCUAGUGAAUGCAGGGAAAAACUUGUAAUCUGUUUUUUUUCUUAAGUGUUUGCCUUAACUAUGCUGUUCUUUGUUCCUGCCUGCCUAGUUUUUGUUUAUGGAGGUUGUUUUAUUAAUACUAAAUCUUAAAAAAAAAAAAAUGGGCUGAUAUACCGAGAGAUUCAAUUUAGUUGCUUCUUGGUUUUUUUAGAUUUUUUUAUUUUUAAUAACAUUUUGAUGCUUUGAGGAAGUCUAGGCUUUUUUAACGUGUUAACAGUGUUAAUUCCUUUUUUGUAUGAUAUUGGAGUAAACAUUGUGCCUCCUAGUAAGCCAACUCUGCUUUGCUCUAAGUGCUCUAUGCAGUAUUUAUUAGAAGGCGAAAUAAACCGAAGUCUUU